Messenger RNA from Solanum dulcamara, 853 nucleotides. RefSeq names its product pathogenesis-related protein STH-2-like. The record is from RefSeq and is a predicted model, not a curated record. The transcript has 2 exons. Bases 85 to 567 code for a protein of 160 amino acids. Gene Ontology annotation, cellular component: nucleus; cytoplasm. Gene Ontology annotation, molecular function: signaling receptor activity; abscisic acid binding; protein phosphatase inhibitor activity. Lineage: Eukaryota; Viridiplantae; Streptophyta; Magnoliopsida; Solanales; Solanaceae. Gene Ontology annotation, biological process: defense response; abscisic acid-activated signaling pathway.
ACACACCUCAAAUCAUUAUAUUCAUCUUAUCCUUAGCUCUUUUAAAUUUCCUUUUUGUUCAAAGGCAAAUAUUAAUCAAACAUUAUGGGUGUGAAUACCUAUACUCAUGAGUCCACAACCACAAUUGCCCCUACUAGGUUUUUCAAAGCUUUGGUUCUUGAUUUUGACAGCCUUGUUCCUAAAUUGUUGUCACAACAUGUUAAGAACAUUGAAACUGUUGAGGGAGAUGGUGGUGCUGGAAGCAUCAAGCUAAUGAACUUUGUUGAAGGUGGUCCAAUAAAGUACUUGAAGCACAAGAUGCAUGUGAUUGACGACAAGAACUUAGAAACAAAAUAUUCACUUAUCGAAGGUGAUAUUCUUGGAGACAAAUUGGAAUCAAUUACCUAUGACAUCAAAUUUGAAGCUUCUGGUGAUGGAGGUUGUGUUUACAAGACAACAACUGAGUACCACACAAAGGGUGAUUAUGUUUUUACUGAAGAAGAACACAAUGUAGGCAAAGAGAGAGGCAUGCAUAUUUCCAAGGCUGUAGAAGCAUACCUUCUCGCCAAUCCUUCUGUCUACGCCUAAAUAUUGAUGAAAAGAAAUCAUGUCAACACGUAAGAAAUCACCUACGUGUUGUGACAUUAUUAUAUAAAUAAAUAAGUAAAAGUGUGUGCUAUUUCUAAGAAGUUUAAACUCUUGGAUGAGAGACGAAAAAGUUAGAUUGAUUAUAUAAGGAGUUGUAUCAAUUCUUCCAUGGGAGUGAGUGUUACAUUGUUAUAAUUUUUUGUUGUGUGUGUUUUUUUUUUCCCACUUGUAUGUCAUGGAAAGAACUUUCAUCAAUAAUAUCACAAGCUUUACUUUUCAAAUACUU